CUCUUCCUUCCCGGGGUGCUUCGCGCCGGGCCUUUCCGCGUGGGUGAGUGAAUGUGAGAGUCAGCGCUCGCGCCGCGCGCGCCGCCCGCCUCCGCCGCUCGGCGCCCUUAUUCCGGCUGUGAGGGGCGGGCGCGCGCGUAAAAGCAUAGAGACGGGCGUUGAGUUCUCGGGCUAGAGCGUCGCCGAGUCGGAGCCGGAGCCCGAGCCGCGCGCUGUGUCUCCGCUGCGUCCGCCGAGGCUCCCGAGUGUCAGGGACAAAAGCCGCCGCCGCGCCGCCUGCUCCCGCCGCCGGGGCUCAUUCGCCGCCGCUGCCGCCCUGAGGAGAGUCCGCUGCCGUCGCCACCCGUGAGGAUCCGAGAGCCAUGUCGGCCAGCAGCCUCUUGGAGCAGAGACCCAAAGGUCAAGGAAACAAAGUACAAAAUGGAUCUGUACAUCAAAAGGAUGGAUUAAAUGAUGAUGAUUUUGAACCUUACUUGAGUCCACAGGCAAGGCCCAAUAAUGCAUAUACUGCUAUGUCAGACUCCUACUUACCCAGUUACUACAGCCCCUCCAUUGGCUUCUCCUAUUCUUUGGGUGAAGCUGCUUGGUCUACGGGGGGUGACACAGCCAUGCCCUAUCUAACUUCUUAUGGACAGCUGAGCAACGGAGAGCCCCACUUCCUACCAGAUGCAAUGUUUGGGCAGCCAGGAGCCCUAGGUAGCACUCCAUUUCUUGGUCAGCAUGGUUUUAAUUUUUUUCCUAGUGGGAUCGACUUCUCAGCAUGGGGAAAUAACAGUUCUCAGGGACAGUCUACUCAGAGCUCUGGAUAUAGUAGCAAUUAUGCUUAUGCACCUAGCUCCUUAGGUGGAGCCAUGAUUGAUGGACAGUCAGCUUUUGCCAAUGAGACCCUCAAUAAGGCUCCUGGCAUGAAUACUAUAGACCAAGGGAUGGCAGCUCUGAAGCUGGGUAGCACAGAAGUUGCAAGCAGUGUUCCAAAAGUUGUAGGUUCUGCUGUUGGUAGUGGGUCAAUUACUAGUAACAUCGUGGCUUCCAAUAGUUUGCCUCCGGCUACCAUUGCUCCUCCAAAACCAGCAUCUUGGGCUGAUAUUGCUAGCAAGCCUGCAAAACAACAACCCAAGCUGAAGACCAAGAAUGGUAUUGCAGGGUCAAGUCUUCCACCACCCCCAAUAAAGCAUAACAUGGAUAUUGGAACUUGGGAUAACAAGGGUCCUGUGGCAAAAGCCCCCUCACAGGCUUUGGUUCAGAAUAUAGGUCAGCCAACCCAGGGGUCUCCCCAGCCUGUAGGUCAGCAGGCUAACAAUAGCCCACCAGUGGCUCAGGCAUCAGUAGGGCAACAGACACAGCCAUUGCCUCCACCUCCACCACAGCCUGCCCAAAUCUCAGUCCAGCAACAGGCAGCUCAGCCAACCCGCUGGGUAGCACCUCGGAACCGUGGCACAGGGUUUGGUCAUAAUGGGGUGGAUGGUAAUGGAGUAGGACAGUCUCAGACUGGUUCUGGAUCUACUCCUUCCGAACCUCACCCAGUGUUGGAGAAGCUGCGGUCCAUUAAUAAUUAUAACCCCAAGGAUUUUGACUGGAAUCUGAAACAUGGCCGGGUUUUCAUCAUUAAAAGCUACUCUGAGGACGAUAUCCACCGUUCCAUUAAGUAUAAUAUCUGGUGCAGCACAGAGCAUGGUAACAAGAGACUGGAUGCUGCUUAUCGUUCCAUGAACGGGAAAGGCCCCGUUUACUUACUUUUCAGUGUCAACGGCAGUGGACACUUCUGUGGCGUUGCAGAAAUGAAAUCUGCUGUGGACUACAACACAUGUGCAGGCGUGUGGUCCCAGGACAAAUGGAAGGGUCGUUUUGAUGUCAGAUGGAUUUUUGUGAAGGACGUUCCCAAUAGUCAACUGCGACACAUUCGUCUAGAGAACAACGAGAAUAAACCAGUGACCAACUCUAGAGACACUCAGGAAGUGCCUCUGGAAAAGGCAAAGCAGGUGUUGAAAAUCAUAGCCAGCUACAAGCACACCACUUCCAUUUUCGAUGAUUUCUCACACUAUGAGAAACGCCAAGAGGAAGAAGAAAGUGUUAAAAAGGAACGUCAAGGUCGUGGAAAAUAGAAAGCAGUUCUGAACAGACUGCAGCAACGGUUGCAUCUGCAUAUCCUAAGAGGAAAAUUGACCUUCAAGAGAAUUAGGACUUUUUUCUUAAUUUCAUUGACUUCAGAGACGAUUGCAGACUUGCAGUUUAAGUAUUGGAAUUUCACAAAAGACAUAGGACUUAACUGGAAAAUGAAAAAAAAAAAAAAAGAAAAAAAAGAAAAAAGUAAACAAAAAAUUCCUCUAGGUAGUUUAGGUGAAAAAUGUCCCUUUUAUUUUGGCUUCGGUUGUGAUUUCAGAGCAUAAUGCUUUGGUUUUUUUUGUCUUUUACUAUGUUUUUCGGAUUUUUAAGUCCGUAAGUGCAUACAGUUUUCUCUAAUUUUUAAACCCUUUCCUCCUCCCAUUUUGACAUUUGCACUUGGAGAACACUUGAGUUGCAAAGGUUGGGUGUCCACCCCAGAAAGUGGGAAUUUGAUUUUUCCCUUCCGAACUGGAAGAACAUUUUUUAUGAAGAAUUUUUGUCUAGGAGAAAUUUAACAGUGUUACCCAAGGUUGUGUCUUUAAGGGUGGUUCAUUUUCUCUGACCCUUUGUUACUCAAAGUAAAGUACUAGGAGUCCUAAGAAAUGUUCUGUUCUUGUACAUUAUACUGAUUAAGUCAGGAUUAAUUUGAUUUCAAAGCUAAGAACAGUGGUAAAAACUCGUUUUCAGAAAUGCAUUUUGGAAGAGAAAAAUAUUGUAAAACGUGUAGUGAAUGUUUCUUCAGUUUCUUGUUCAGCCAAUGAGGAAAGGGCAUUGCCUUUCUUUUUACCAUUAAUCACUUCUCAAUAAACGUGAGAUCCUGUUGAGCAUCACUUUUAGUACCAUUUAGUAUUAUUUGAAUCUGCUAUAUGUUGUGAAAGAUUUAGAGUAUAAGGAGUUCUAAGAGGCAAGAUAGCAACUAAUUUAGAAAGUUUGUGUUGAGAGGAAAUAGUUCAGGUUUGCUUUGUACCUAGGGCUAUAUAACCAUGACCCCUGCAAAGCAUGGUGGGUCAAUAUUCAUAAUGCUUUAUUUCUGGAUACUUUCCAGAGAAGAUAGAGCCACUGGUAAAUCAUUCAUUCAACAGAUACCUGUGUUUAUUAGGUGCCAGGCACUACUAACUCCACAAAACUCUGGCCAGUGAUAGUAGGGGAGGUGGUAGCACCCAGUAUCCAAGGAUAUAAGUGUUUAAUCUAAAAUAUGGGUUAUUGCUUGGUGGUGCAUGCCUGUAAUUGCAGUAACUUGGGAUUCUGAGGAGGAGGGUCACAAGUUCGAGUUUGAGUCAGUCUUAGUGACUUAUGGAGACAUUUCUUGAAAGGGCUAGGGAUGUAGCUGAGUGGUAAAGUGCCCCUGAGUUAAUCCCCAGUACUUAAAUAAAUGAAUGAAUAAAUAGGACUGGGGAUAUAACUUAGUGGUAGAGCAUCUCUGGGGGCAAAAGAAAACCAAAGUAUGUUUUAUUUAGACAGUAUUCCACAUGGAUUCGUGUCCUAAGAAAAUGAAAUUCCAGUGAACCCAAGUCUUUGGAGUGACUUAUAACCAUACAACACUUAAUUCAUUCUUGUUUUUUCACCUAGAUUUGAAGGGCUUCUGUGCCUUAAAGAUUUUUAGCUCUUAAUAUGCCCCAAUUCAGGGGUUGGGAAUGUGGCUGAAGAGGAGAGCACUUGCUGGCAUAUCUGAACCCUGGGUUAGAUCCCCAACACCAAAAAAAAAAAAAAAAAAAAAAA
Molecule: messenger RNA, 3822 nt
Organism: Ictidomys tridecemlineatus (thirteen-lined ground squirrel)
Lineage: Eukaryota; Metazoa; Chordata; Mammalia; Rodentia; Sciuridae
Source: RefSeq, a predicted model, not a curated record